CUAGCAGCUCCGUCAGCCACUCUCGUCGUCGUAUCAAGCAUUCGGGGUGAAGUACACGUUAGUCGGCAUGAGGUGGAUCGUCGUAUUGUUCUUGGUAGCAGGUGUCUCGGCUAAGUCGAUAAAGAAACGAUUUGGAAUACCGACAAAUAUCGCGGACACGUGCGACUAUCGCUUUGACAGCGCCACAUAUGUCGCUGACCCGACCAACUGUCAAAGCUACUACCAGUGCGACAACGGCUGGCCCAUACUCAAGCAAUGCCCCGAGAAUACGAUAUGGACACCGCUCGGCAAGCUCGACGGGCUCUGUCGUCAACCCCAGGUAGCUCGUAACGACAUCUGUGGUUUCGUUCCCACCGACAUACGACAGGAAGACCUAGGCGUGUUCGACCCUGCAUUCGGAAAGUGUGAGUUCACGUGCGCCGACGCGCAGCAAUGCAUUGCCUGGUCGGCCGUGUGUGACGGCAGAGCAAAUUGUGACGAUGCGUCAGACGAAGUAGACUGUGCUGAACCCUGCGACACAGAGCGAUGCAGGCUACCAGACUGCCGUUGCUCAGGCAGCUCGAUUCCUGCCAAUUUGACUGUAAACGAAGUGCCACAGAUCGUUAUGCUAACGUGGGAAUCGGCACUCCGAGUGCAAGACCAGAGCCAUAUUAUUGAAGGACUCCUGAAAAAGAUUCAACCGAACAGAAGACGUGAACUCCGGAGAAACCCGAAUGGCUGUCCUUUUAGCAUGACCUUCUUUGUGGAGCACCAAUUCACAAACUACGCCCUUGCGCAAUAUCUUUACGCAAACGGCCACGAGAUAGCGACAAUGUCCGUCAGGUAAAUACACGAAUAAUGCAUUAAGGGAUAAGAGAUUGGUGCGAGUAGACAGACGGACAAUCAGACA
Priapulus caudatus is the source of this 889-nucleotide messenger RNA. RefSeq lists its product as uncharacterized. Gene Ontology annotation, molecular function: protein binding; chitin binding. Lineage: Eukaryota; Metazoa; Priapulida; Priapulimorpha; Priapulimorphida; Priapulidae. The record is from RefSeq and is a predicted model, not a curated record. The transcript has 6 exons. Gene Ontology annotation, cellular component: extracellular region. Bases 68 to 826 code for a protein of 252 amino acids.